GAUUGUUAAUUAAUUACAAAAAUUAAACCCAAAUAAAAAGACAUUUGUACGCCCAACACCUCGCGCAGACAUGUCGGAAGCCCAAGCGCCAUCAGUAUCGAAAUCUAGCCUAAGCGAUUUGCGGCAGUUUCGUAUAAAUAAAAGUCCCGCCGCAGCCAGUCCCAGUGGAAAAACAGAGCGGGUGCCUGGCAAGAAGCGCAUCCAGGUGAUGGCAGACAGCGACAGUGACAGUGCGGAUUGCCAAACGCCCAAAAAGCAAAAGACCGAAUUAUCUGUAAAAGAGAAGGAGGAACGCUACAUGGUAGCCGCAAAACUGGCACAUCAGUACGAUACAAUGGAUAUUCAGGACUCGCUCUCGAGGACAAACUGGGAUGUAUCUGCUGCUAUGCGUCAUUUAAGAGAGCAUUGUAAGCCGAAAAUGCAAAAUGGCCCUCUUAGUAAACCCAAACUACAACCUGUAUCAAAUGGCAACGCAAAACCAAGUGCAAAGACAAGUGGCAAUUAUUCCGACUAUGAAGAUCACUCAGACGAUGAUGUGCGGCAAUCUAAAGAUCAGGUAUACGACAGUGAUGACAGCGAUACUGAGAUGUCCAACAAAAUGACGGGUCAACGCAAAAAAGUGUUUCAAUUUAUGAACACUGCCAGCCUUAUUGAACUGCAAUCGGUAAAAACACUAUCUGAGAAAAAGGCAUCCGUGCUCAUUGAAUUGCGACCGUUCAAUGAUUGGGUAGAGCUCCGUCAGAAGUUGGAAUCAAACAGACUUUCCGGUGAUUUGUUAAACUAUGCACAAGAUCUAAUUAAUAAGCAGAACACGGUUGCCACCAUUUUAAGCAAAUGCAAUGACAUGGUUAAACGAUUAGAGACUGCUAUUGCCAACAGUCCCGGAAUUGUGGAGCAGCCGAAACUAUUGAAUAGCAGCAUGCAGUUGGCUGACUAUCAAAUGAUUGGUCUGAACUGGUUAACUGUUAUGCAUAAGCAGGAAAUGAAUGGAAUAUUGGCCGAUGAAAUGGGCCUGGGUAAAACUAUUCAAGUCAUUGCAUUUUUGGCCUAUCUCAAGGAACAUGGGUUAAGCAAGGCUGCUCACUUGAUUGUAGUUCCUUCCUCAACAUUAGACAACUGGGAAGCAGAGAUUGCCAAGUGGUGUCCAAAUUUGGUGGUAGAAAAGUACCAUGGCUCACAGGACGAGCGUCGACGCAUGCGCGUUCGAUUCGCCAAAGACGGCUUCACUGGCUUUGAUGUGCUGCUUACCACGUAUCAUAUAGUUGGCUCUACACCUGAGGAGCGCAAGAUGUUUCGCGUUUGCAAGCUUCACUAUGUUAUAUUUGAUGAGGCACACAUGCUGAAGAAUAUGACGACACAGCGCUAUGCCAAUCUAAUAACAAUCAAUGCCGAAAUGCGAAUACUGCUCACGGGAACCCCCUUACAAAAUAAUUUGUUAGAACUAAUUUCACUGCUGUGCUUUGUUAUGCCGAAAUUCUUUGCUAAGAGCGUUGAGGACAUCAAGACACUUUUUGUGAAGAAAGGCAAAUCUGAAGGUGACAAAGAGGAUGUGUCACAGUUCCAAGAAACGCAAAUUAAUCGUGCGAAGCGCAUUAUGAAACCAUUUGUGCUAAGGCGCCUGAAGAAGGAUGUGCUCAACAAUCUGCCUAAAAAAUAUAGCUAUGUUGAAAAAGUACCCAUGACCACCUCACAGAAACAAUAUUACACGGAGCUGAUAGAUUAUUACUCAAACAACAAGGGCGAAAUUUGCAGCAGCGAGCGUUCCGGCAUUGCAAUCAUGAUGGAAAUGCGUCGAAUUGCCAAUCAUCCACUGCUGAUGCGUCAUUAUUUUACUGAUGAGCAGCUGCGAACAUUCGCUCGAAGGUUGGCCAGUGCGAGCACUUAUAAAAAGACCAAUGAACAAUAUAUAUUUGAGGAUCUGGCAGUUAUGUCCGACUUUCAAGUGUAUCAGCUUUGUCACAAGCAUGAGCUAUACGAUGUCAAGAUACCCGCCAAUUUAAUAUGCGAUUCUGGCAAAUUCAAGUUCCUGGACACGCUACUGCCCAAACUCAAAAGCGAAGGUCAUCGUGUGCUGCUCUUCAGCCAGUUUACCAUGAUGCUGGACAUUGUGGAAGAGUAUUUGAGGAUACGAGAUUUUGGCUUCUGUCGUCUUGAUGGUGGCACGGCAGUCAAGGAGCGACAGGACUUAAUCACAGACUUCAAUGUCGAUGAUAACAUAUUCAUAUUUCUGCUAUCAACACGUGCCGGUGGCGUGGGCAUUAAUUUAACAGCGGCCGACACAUGCAUAAUCCACGAUAUUGAUUUUAAUCCAUACAAUGACAAACAGGCUGAGGAUCGUUGUCACCGCAUGGGUCAGAGUCGUCCAGUUAGUAUUUAUCGUCUUAUAACGGACGGCACUAUAGAGGAGGGUAUUAUGAUGGCUGCCGAAGAGAAGCUAAAGCUAGAACAGGAUAUAACUUCCAACGAGAAGGGCGAGGUGCAUGAGACACGGUGUGUGGUGAAGCUUUUAACUAUGGCAUUGGGUCUGGACAAGGACCAGGAAGAGCAGUUAAAUAAUUCGUUGAAUAACUCAACUGGAACGCCCACAAAGUAGUUUUUAUGAGUGCUAUGUCACAAAAACACUUUCCAUAUACAUACAUACUACGAUACUUAAGCACACAAUAUUUACAGUGUUUAGAUUUCGCUUUCAAUUUUGUAUGCCCAUAUUUUAAUAACAUUUUUUGUAAAAUUAA
This is a messenger RNA of Scaptodrosophila lebanonensis, 2732 nucleotides long. RefSeq names its product SWI/SNF-related matrix-associated actin-dependent regulator of chromatin subfamily A containing DEAD/H box 1 homolog (gene Etl1). The transcript has 7 exons. NCBI's taxonomy places the organism in Eukaryota, Metazoa, Arthropoda, Insecta, Diptera, Drosophilidae. Gene Ontology annotation, molecular function: chromatin binding; ATP binding; ATP-dependent chromatin remodeler activity. Gene Ontology annotation, cellular component: nucleus. The record is from RefSeq and is a predicted model, not a curated record. Bases 71 to 2593 code for a protein of 840 amino acids.